Messenger RNA from Lepus europaeus (European hare), 914 nucleotides. It is a transcript of the gene MRPS16, whose product is annotated as mitochondrial ribosomal protein S16. Gene Ontology annotation, biological process: mitochondrial translation. Gene Ontology annotation, cellular component: ribosome; mitochondrial small ribosomal subunit. The transcript is spliced from 3 exons. Gene Ontology annotation, molecular function: structural constituent of ribosome. The coding region runs from base 136 to 543 and encodes 135 amino acids. Lineage: Eukaryota; Metazoa; Chordata; Mammalia; Lagomorpha; Leporidae. The record is from RefSeq and is a predicted model, not a curated record.
GGGCGUGAUCGAAGGGUGCCGGGUCCCGGCCCUGCGGUGCCUGUGGUCGGCGUCCGUCCUCUGUCCGGCCAGCGGCCCGGGAGCCGGUUGGUGCGGGCGGCGGGACGACCUGGGGCGUGACGCGCCGGCCGGACCAUGGUCCACCUGACCGCCCUCCUCUGCAAGGCCUACCAUGGGGGCCACUUAACCAUCCGCCUGGCCAUGGGUGGCUGCGCCAACCGCCCCUUCUACCGCAUUGUGGCUGCUCACAACAAGUGCCCCAGGGAUGGCCGUUUCGUGGAGCAGCUGGGUUCCUACGAUCCACUGCCCAACAGUCAUGGAGAAAAGCUCGUUGCCCUCAACCUAGACAGGAUCCGGCAUUGGAUUGGCUGCGGGGCCCACCUCUCUAAGCCUAUGGAAAAGCUUCUGGGUCUUGCUGGCUUUUUCCCUCUGCAUCCUAUGACGAUCACAAAUGCUGAGAGACUGCGAAGGAAGCGAGCGAAGGAAGUCCUCUUAGCUUCUCAGGAAACAGAGACAAAGUCUACAGAAACAGAAGCAAGCUGAUUUCAGUGAGCAUAGCAGUGGGAACAAGGUCAAGGUUCUCUUAAAACACUUGUGCACAACUCUUUAUUUUGUUAGAUUUGAAGGUCAAUAAAUGAAGUUUUCUGAGUCAGGCAUACACAUCUAGCUUGGCCUGAGAAGGGCUCAGAAUUUAUUCUUGUCCUACAUAGAGCAGAGUCUAGGUAUUAAUUCAUUUUGGGGGGUCUUCUUGGGAAAGACAUUGGCUAUGAGGGGGAUGUGGGAGACGUGGGAGAAGCUUCUGGCUUUGGAUCAAGUCAGUUUUUGGCCGUUGCAGUCAUUUAUAACUCUGUCUUUCUAAUAAAAUCUUUAAAACACAAUUUAACAAAGGAGAUUGGGUAUGAAAAUUGCCUUUG